Penicillium salamii is the source of this 2742-nucleotide messenger RNA. NCBI's taxonomy places the organism in Eukaryota, Fungi, Ascomycota, Eurotiomycetes, Eurotiales, Aspergillaceae. The record is from the annotation of a GenBank genome assembly.
AUGCCCAGGUCUCUACCCAAGUCCGCCUCACGCGAAGAGGAAGAGGCCGAUGCCCACCCUAUCGCCCGAACAGCUCCUGCGUCCCCGGCUGCCUACCGACGAUCUCAAAGCUACCUCUCCGAAACACAUACAGAAUACCAAUCUCUUGAUCUCCCUCCAGCGGUCACUGAAACUACCAGUCUGCUAGCCCCCGUGCCCGAUCCUCGACGGCGAGCUCCCCAGCGUUCAUAUACCAAUACUUCCGGGCUGUCGGGUGGAGCCCCAGCCCCAGACUCGUUCAGGCACCUACUGGCGGCCGGCAGCCUGCGUCGAACACGAAACCACAGUCGCACCAACUCGGUGGGUAAGAGACUCAGCCGACGAGGAAGCAUAGACGGAGAUAGUGGGCCAGCCAGCAUUCCGCCCUCGACAAAAGACAACCUCACCGCCUCCUCGUUCUUGGAUGAGCGGACUUGGUACGACCAGUUCACUUCGACAGACUGGGUGCAUGACAGUAUCGCAGAUGGAACUCGUUUGCGGUUGCUGCGCCAGCGCAAAGAUGUCCGAGGUCGACUUUUGGCUGCAUUUGACGGCGCACAGGGGUGGAUCUUAGUCGCUCUUAUUGGUUGCAUAACUGCAGCUAUUGCAUACUUUGUUGAUGUCACAGAAGGCGCUAUAUUUGACAUCAAGGAAGGCUUCUGCACGACUCAGUUCUUCCGCAGUCGACGAACCUGCUGCCAGGGGCAGGCGAUUUGCAAUUCAUGGCAGUCUUGGUCGAAUAUAUUCCAGUCCUCCAGCGAAGAGAACAUGUGGAUUGACUAUUUCAUGUUUGUAUUCUGGGUUGUGGCUUUAGCACUCAUAUCAUGUGCUCUGACCUUGCUCACCAAGACUGUCGUCCCCUCGUCGAUUUCUCUGGCCACUCUUGACGAGAAUCUCGGCGCAGACUCCCGAGGCACUCGAUCUGGAAAUGGGUUCAGUGCUUUGGCCUCGCCUCUCUCGGAGUCAGAGUCGGACCCACCACCGCAUGGAAGUCUGCCUAACAAUCCAUCACGCCCUGCAAUGAUAUACUACUCUGCUGCUGGCAGCGGAGUUGCAGAGGUCAAGGUAAUCAAUAGCGGUUUCGUCCUACAUGGAUAUAUGGGACUGAAGACGCUUGUUAUAAAAACCAUCGGAUUAAUCUUCAGUGUUUCCUCGGGUCUGAGCUUGGGUAAAGAAGGCCCAUACGUUCACAUUGCUACCUGUGUGGGCAACAUCUGCUGUCGUCUAUUUGCCAAGUACAACCAAAACGACGGUAAAAGACGAGAAGUGCUGAGUGCCAGUGCUGCCAGCGGCGUUGCUGUUGCUUUUGGAGCCCCGAUCGGAGGUGUUCUCUUCAGCUUAGAAGAAGUCAGCUAUUAUUUCCCACCCAAGACCCUCUUCCGAACAUUCUUUUGCUGCAUCGCAGCCACUCUUUCCCUCAAAUUCCUCAAUCCAUAUGGAACAGGCAAGAUUGUCUUGUUCGAAGUGCGAUACCUGUCUGACUGGGAGAUAUUUGAGAUCUUCAUUUUCAUCGCCCUUGGUAUCAUGGGAGGUGCAGCUGGUGCACUAUUUAUCAAAGCCUCGAGCUGGUGGGCCCGGAACUUCCGUCGCAUUCCCGUAAUUAAGAAGUGGCCUAUGCUCGAGGUCUUCCUUGUUGCACUUCUUACAGGUGUUGUCAGCUUCUGGAACCGAUACACCAAAAUCCCAGUCACAGAACUUCUCUUUGAGCUGGCCACUCCUUGUGAGACCGAUGUGGAAAGCACGGGGCUAUGCCCUAGAGCAGAUGGUAUUAUGGAAAUCAUCAAGUAUCUGAUGGUAGCUUUUGUCAUCAAGAGUUUCCUUACCAUUGUCACGUUUGGCAUCAAAGUCCCCGCAGGCAUAUACGUGCCAUCCAUGGUGGUCGGUGGAUUGAUGGGACGAAUUGUCGGACAUUUGAUCCAAUAUUGGGCUCUCAAACACCCCUCAUUCUUUUUGUUCGACUCUUGUCCUGCUGGUACCGGAAUCGAGACGUGUGUGACUCCGGGUGUCUAUGCGUUGAUUGCCGCUGGAGCAACCAUGUGUGGUGUGACCCGAUUGUCAGUCACUCUGGCGGUCAUUCUGUUUGAAUUGACGGGGAGUCUUAACCAUGUUCUCCCAUUCUCCCUGUCGGUACUCUGUGCCAAAUGGACUGCAGAUGCCAUCGAGCCUCGCAGCAUCUACGACCUUUUGACUGAUAUGAACUCAUACCCCUUCUUGGACAGCAAACUCCAGCCCACAUCCGAUGCCGUACUGGGGGACAUUGUUCGACCAUUCAGAAAGAACCGCAUCAUAGAUAUCUCCGACUCACCGUUUGUAUCUGCUACAGAUCUACGAUCAAGAUUGGAGCAUUUGCUCAUGGCUGGUGAACUGGACAGCGGACUACCAAUCUUGCGCAACGGCGUCUUGAACGGUCUCAUUCCGGCACCUGAUCUUGAAUACGCUCUGGACAACAUGGUUGACAACGAAGACAAUACCGUUUGUCUUAUGUCCAUUGAUUCUUCCGUUGCUGUCUAUGACAGUGAUUUAGAGGAUGCUGAGCAGGUAGAUUUCAGUCCCUUCAUUGACGUGGCUCCAAUUGCUCUUGAUGUCCACUCAUCCAUCGAUUUAGUCUACCAGUGCUUUGCCAAACUCGGUCUUCGGUACCUGUGUGUUACCCUCGACGGCAAAUAUACCGGCCUGGUACACAAGAAGUCAUUCGUCAAAUUUAUGAAGGAGAAUAGCGACUAG